AUGGCUGAUUGUGUUCAAAUUAUGAAAGAAAAUUCUCAAGCUUUUCUUUACAAUUUAAAAACAACAGAUUUUACUUUAAAACAUGGGAUCAAAGGAUUUCUACUAGAAAAUGGUGGCUCUAUAUUGUGUCUAGAAACUGCAGAUGUUGAUGUAACUAGAGUUUUAUUAGCCCAAGUUUUAAUAAACUUCAAAACAGAUUUCAUUUUAAAAGAAAAGUUAAAUGAAAUUAUUUUCACUAAUUUCAGUAGUUUUGUUAAAAUGACAGCAGAACAAAAUGAAGAUUUUUUGAAAAAUUUUCCUGAAUUGUUAGUUUGCAUUUUGGAUAAUGAAGAACAAUUAUUAUUAGAUCAACAAUCUCACAUUUUAGAAUCUUGGAUAAACAUUAUCAAAGUGAAUAACAAGAAAAUCAUGUUUAUUAUGAAAAAUUCAAAACAUCUGGAAAAAACUAUGAUGGACAAUGAAAUGACGAAUAUUUUUACAUUGAAAUUAAAUGAAUUGUGGAAACAAAAUGACAUAUUAUCGACGAAUAAUGAAGUUAUUUGUGAAGUUGGAAAAAAUUUACUGAACAUUGAAUCGACUUUGACAAGAGCCUUAGAUGAGUGCACGGAUAUUGAUUUAAAGGAAGAAGAAUCAACUGGAAACACGUCAUUAUAUGGUGAAGCAACAACUAAAGAAGCAGAUUUAGAAAAAUUAUUACAAUUACUUGGUGUGAAAGAUUUGGAUGCUGUAGAUAGAUAUGGCGAUACUCAAUUGCAUUUGGCAGCUCGAAAUGGAAAAAGAGAAAUUGUUGAAUCUCUUUUACUUCACGGAGCAAAAAAAGAUGUAAAAAAUAUUACUGGCGAAACAGCUCUUCAUUAUGCAGCUCAAAAGGGUGACUGUGCAAUUGUUCAUCUGUUGCUUGAAAAUGGAUUUAAUGAAACAACACUUUUUCAAAUUAAACUGCAAUACGACGUAGAAAAUCAUCGAACUAUUUGA
Ceutorhynchus assimilis (cabbage seed weevil) is the source of this 975-nucleotide messenger RNA. The record is from the annotation of a GenBank genome assembly. NCBI's taxonomy places the organism in Eukaryota, Metazoa, Arthropoda, Insecta, Coleoptera, Curculionidae.